Molecule: messenger RNA, 312 nt
Organism: Mycena indigotica
Lineage: Eukaryota; Fungi; Basidiomycota; Agaricomycetes; Agaricales; Mycenaceae
Exons: 3
Coding region: 1-312 (103 amino acids)
Source: RefSeq, a predicted model, not a curated record
AUGUCUUCUGAUAACUCUACCUACAACAAAACCACUGGUCAAUACCACUCGACCAAGGGCAACGUCGUUGAGGCAAUUGGCAAUGCUACUGGCCUAGAAUCAUGGCAAAAGUCUGGCAAGGAGGAGCAUGCCGCUGGUGAAGCCGAGUACAAAGCUGCUCAGGCCCAAGAAUACGUUGAAGGCACGGCCGACCGUGUGCAGGGCAAGGGCGAGGCUGUUUGGGGCGCCGUAACCGGCGACAAGACGCAACAAGCCAAGGGCAACCUUCGACAUGAUAAGGGCCAGGCUCAGCAAGACAUAAACAACUUCUGA